GAUCUCUCCGCGCCUGAUACCGUUGCAACCAGUAUGCGAACGAGCGGACAUGAGCCAAAAGCCACGACGCAUCCUGGUCCUUGCGGGCGGUCAGUCCGAAGAACACGAAGUGAGCCUGAUGUCGGCACGCGCCGUCACGCGCGAAGCCGAAGCGGCAGGAUUUGAAUGUACCGUGCAAGUGGUCACACGCGAGGGCGGCAUUUUGGGGCCAGCACAAAGUCGAGUUGCCCUCGCUGAGGGAAAUGCCUCGAAAGGCGGAACCCAUUGGGGAGCGCUGGCAACAGCGGCUCAAGCAUGUGAUGUCGUCUUUCCUCUGAUCCAUGGAACAUUGGGAGAAGAUGGAACGCUUCAAGGCUUUUUAACGCUGCUGGGACGUCCCUUUAUCGGCUCUCAAACCCUUGCCAGCGCGGUCUGCAUGGAUAAAUCGAUGGCCAAAGAAGUGCUCAAAGCGCACAGUAUUCCGCAGACUGACUAUCUGACUAUCACGUCGGAGCAAUGGCAGACGACUUCCGAUACGAUGGCUACUCGUAUCACCCAAAACCUGGCCAAACCCUGGUUUAUCAAGCCAGCGAACUCGGGGUCAAGCGUUGGCAUCAGCCGCGCAAGCGACUCAAAGCGCCUGGCUCAAGGGAUUGAAGAAGCAUUCACGUACGACCGACGUAUUGUGGUCGAAGCAGGUGUGGAAAAAGCCCGAGAAAUCGAAGUUGGGAUUCUAGGCAACGGGCGGCCAGAAGCAAGCGAGGUCGGGGAGAUCACCUACCAAGCCGAAUUCUACGACUAUCACGCCAAAUACCACGACAAUCGCUCCAAGAUCCAUAUUCCAGCAGACGUGCCGACAUCGAUUGCUGAGCGUGUCAAAGAGAUGGCCGUGCAAGCUUACGUACUUCUCGACUGUGCAGGAUUUGCUCGGAUUGAUUUCUUCUACCAGCCCGAGCACCAAAACGUUCUGCUCAACGAAAUCAAUACGCUACCCGGAUUCACACCUGUUUCCAUGUUUCCGAGCCUUUGGCAGGCAAAAGGUGUCAGCUACAGCGCGCUUAUUCAAAAGUUGGUUGAUUUAGCGUUGGAGCGACACCGCGAACUUCGCCACGCCCGCGCUCGAGGACCGGCGUUGUUGCGAGUGUCGGGCGCCUACUGUUAGCACGAGAUGAUCGAUGCGAGAGAGUUGUGGAUAGGUGUCUACAUAUGUGUAUGUAUGCCUGGUCGACAGUCUUGACACAUUGCGCAUGCAUCACCGCCAUCGCUUUUGUGCGCGCCUGCUACCAAAUAUACUCGGGCGCGCGCUGCGCGGGCC
Molecule: messenger RNA, 1294 nt
Organism: Ceraceosorus guamensis
Lineage: Eukaryota; Fungi; Basidiomycota; Exobasidiomycetes; Ceraceosorales; Ceraceosoraceae
Product: D-alanyl-alanine synthetase A
Exons: 1
Coding region: 50-1141 (363 amino acids)
Biological process (GO): peptidoglycan biosynthetic process
Cellular component (GO): cytoplasm
Molecular function (GO): D-alanine-D-alanine ligase activity; metal ion binding; ATP binding
Source: RefSeq, a predicted model, not a curated record